This is a messenger RNA of Limanda limanda (common dab), 3288 nucleotides long. RefSeq names its product bone morphogenetic protein 6 (gene bmp6). The transcript has 7 exons. Bases 275 to 1561 code for a protein of 428 amino acids. NCBI's taxonomy places the organism in Eukaryota, Metazoa, Chordata, Actinopteri, Pleuronectiformes, Pleuronectidae. Gene Ontology annotation, cellular component: extracellular region. Gene Ontology annotation, biological process: SMAD protein signal transduction. The record is from RefSeq and is a predicted model, not a curated record. Gene Ontology annotation, molecular function: cytokine activity; growth factor activity.
ACAUGGUGCACUUUAUCCCGAAGCACCACGGCAGCGCGCUACGGGAAUCCGAAAUGAAAGCAGCCCCGAGCCUCCUGUGCGCAUUUGGCUUUAGGAAGCUUUUCAAAUGGCUUGACGCGCAGCUCGUUCCACACUUCUGAUCUGUGGCUGGGACGGACAGCAGCUUUGGACGGACUUUUUUUUUCUCCAUUCCCCUCAUUUCGGGUUUGGGAUCAGUCGAGUCGGACACACACUCGGGACUCCGGAGGAAAGGGGGACAGCAGGGGACAGCACCAUGACCAGCUGCUGGCUCGCCCUGCUCGGAUUGUGGUGGAGCGCGUAUCACUGCAUGUUCCCGGUGCUGGGGAGCAACUCUUCUCUGGACGGGAACAGCGAGGUGCACCCGGGCUUCAUCCACCGGAGGCUGCGGACGCACGAAAAGCGGGAGAUGCAGAAGGAGAUCCUGUCCAUCCUCGGGCUCCCGCAGCGACCCAGACCGCAUCUGUCCCUCGGGAAGUACAACUCGGCUCCUCUCUUCAUGCUGGACUUGUACAACACGAUCUCCAGCGACGAGAAGAGCCAGGUGCAGGGCGUGCUGGAGCGGUACCAGUCCGCCCGGGCGACGCAGAGCCCUCAUCUGGCCACGUACCAAGAAACGGCCUUUCUGAAUGACGCGGAUAUGGUGAUGAGCUUCGUCAAUUUAGUGGAGUACGACAGCGAGCUCUCCCCACAGCGGCGUCACCACAAGGAGUUCAAGUUCAACCUCUCGCAGAUCCCCGAGGGCGAGGCCGUCACCGCGGCGGAGUUCCGUCUCUACAAGGAGUGUGUGAGCCGAACCUUCCGCAAUGACACCUUCCUCCUCAAAGUCUACCAGGUGGUCAAAGAGCACCCUGACAGAGAGCCAGACCUGUUCUUGCUGGAAUCUCGUAACCUGUGGGCGGCUGAGGAGGGCUGGCUGGAGUUCGACAUCACCGCCACCAGUAACCUGUGGGUGAUGAGCCCAAUGCACAACCUGGGCCUCCAGAUCAGCCUGGAGACCAGCAGCGGACAGAGCAUCACUUCUAAAGAGGCGGGGCUCGUAGGACGCGAUGGUGCCCUGGAGAAGCAGCCUUUCAUGGUGGCGUUCUUCAAAGUCAGUGAAGUGUACAUCCGCACCGCCCGCUCCACUGGCGGCAAACGUCGCCAGCAGCAACGCAACCGGUCCACGCAACCACAAGACGGUUCCCGAGGGCUCAGCCUCACAGAUUACAACAGCAGCGAUCAGAAAACCGCCUGCAGACGGCACGAGCUCUACGUCAGCUUCCGGGAGCUGGGCUGGCAGGACUGGAUCAUUGCUCCGGAAGGCUACGCAGCCAACUACUGUGAUGGAGAGUGCUCCUUCCCCCUGAACGCCCACAUGAACGCCACCAACCACGCCAUUGUGCAGACACUGGUGCACCUAAUGAACCCCGAGAACGUACCGAAGCCGUGCUGUGCCCCCACCAAGCUGCACGCCAUCUCGGUGCUCUACUUUGACGACAACUCCAACGUCAUACUGAAGAAAUACAAAAACAUGGUGGUACGGGCCUGUGGCUGCCACUGACACCUUCAAGGACCAAUAAUAUUUGAACUGAUAUAAAAAAUAAGGGGGGUUGACAAAGGGCUGCAACUGCACCAGCGACUCCUGAGUGAGUUUGACCUCCAGUAGUUUCUGCACAAAUCCUCAGCCUGCAAGGAAGGUCCGCCCUUUACGCGUUGUAUUCCAAGAAUCCUGGACAGCUCAAAAGCUCAUUUGUCAACGAGGCAUCAAACUAAGUAGGGACCAUUGAGAAAACGUCCGACUUCCCCCUACUCCAUUGCUGAGUCACCAAAGGGUCAAUCGCCCUCUUUACUGGCUUCGGAGUGGAGUCUUUCCUCCAGGGGUCUGCAGGUGAAUGAAUGAUCAUGUGUGUGUGUUGCAAGGGGGUCAGUCUGUCUGCGUAUUAUGUGUUUAUGGAAGAGUGUGUAUGGAUGCCGAAGAGGCUACUGCACCUUCUCCCUCACUGAGAGGGCGAGGGCAAACCUGAACUGUUGGGGGACCAGUCUAAGUGCUGCUUACUUUCCCUUCUCCCAUACAAAUAUAUAUAUACAUUAUAUAUAUAGUUAUAUAUAUUUAAAACCAAGAUGCUCAACUCAAUGACAUAAAAUAAAUGGUUUGAGUCAGAUGGAAAAAAAACACGAGAGCAGUUUCCUCUUCAGAUGCCGUCAACCCAAACAAUCUAAUACUGACUGAACGAUUGGACUCGUUUGUUUCAUAUUUCCUUCCUCUUUUCCUGAUGUAUUUUCUUCUCAAGCCAUAUUUGCCUUCCUAGAAUAUAAUAUGGACCAAACCAAAGUAACCGCACACUAUUUUAGCAGUGCACCGCUGCGAAUAUCCGCUCCGUGUCAAUAUUUGCCGGGCUCAAGCUGAGCUGCGACUCGCCGGGCUGGUUCAGCUCCCGAUGCAUGUUCUGGCUAAACUGGUGUUUUUCCUCCAAAGAACUGAAGACUAAAGCCUUAUCCCUCCGACGUACCACAAAUGGCCAUUUCCACGUUGCUGCACUCGCAAAGUUAACAAACGUUCCAGCCCGGACAGCUCGGGAGACAUCAUGGAAAAACAUUUAGCGAGGCGCACACCGGCCGACAGAACCGUUCCUGUGCCAGCUGUCUGAAAUUAGCCCUUUGCUUUUUCACCCCGGAGGGUAAAAUUAUGUCGAGAAGUGUGUCCAGUAGCAAACACUCUCUCCAUUUGAACAUGUUACUGUGAGCUUUGAAUGGCUUUUAGAGACCAUAUUAUAAUGAAAAACUAAUACCAGUAAAGAAUCAAAUUACCUUACAUGACUAACCAACUAUAAAAUUACAAAAUAUACCUCUGGUAAGCUGCUGUUUACAUUUGUGAUCAUGUUUAGACUGUUUUAUUGUAAAUACUUGUACAUUCUCAGCUUAUUUAUUGCACCUUUUAUUAAAAAAGAAAAAUCACAUACCUUAAUAACAAAGACAGAUGCAAAAACACAAUGAAAACUUAUUUUUGAAAAAAUUUAUUAUGAAAUCUCAUGUUACAACUUGCCAUUAUUUACCCUUUUUUGUACAAAAUCCAUGGGAAGAGCACAACCCAUGACUCACAAGGAAAAAAAACUUCUCACUGGAGUUUUCUUUUUUAAGACCAUGUGCUAUCCAUAAAAACUUUUACUGACAAAGAACUGCUGUGUCUUACUGUUUGUAUACCUGGUUUGGACAAUAAAUGGCACCCUGCAUUGUGCAUUUGCAUGGUGUGGGCACGGCCUUGUGGAUGGAUGCAGUUUGUUACAUCGC